Molecule: messenger RNA, 870 nt
Organism: Leptomonas pyrrhocoris
Lineage: Eukaryota; Euglenozoa; Kinetoplastea; Trypanosomatida; Trypanosomatidae
Exons: 1
Coding region: 154-870 (238 amino acids)
Source: RefSeq, a predicted model, not a curated record
AGCAACGAACAGCAGAAACGAUACUUCUGUCUUUCUUUUUUUCUCCCCUCUUUUCCCACUUCUGUUGUCACCGGUGUACCCUACACGGGUUCCUCGCGGUACAUCUGAAUACUCCGCUACACCAGCCACCAUUUUUUGUUCGCUGUAUCGUAAAUGCACCGCCGUGUUCGUCUCCUGUACCUCGAGUUCAUGUAUCUCCUGCCCCAACUCGACAGCUUUUUCACACCACGAGGCACGGCAGCAGCGACAAACGCCAAUUCUAGGCCACCAUCACCGACGCUGUCACGCCCGUUCUUCCUACGGGUCGCAGACGAUCAUCCAGUCUGCGUACCGCUUCGACGCGGCAGGGCGGUGGAGUUCCGCACGCGUCGUCAAGAGAAAAACGAAGGCGCCGCAGACGCUGACGCAGCAUCGGAGCGAAUGGUCGUCUUCAAGCUGCAGACAAGUGAGGAGGUGAAGAUGCUAGACGCAUACAUGCCGAAGGGCUGGGAAAACAAUCGUAGAGUUUCUGCCUCGAAUUUGUCGGCGCAGCCUCCGCAGCUCUCAGCGGAGGCGGAGUACCGCGCCCACGUGCAGCAGCUUUUCUACGCGAACGCGUUGGUGCCGGUCGACGCGGCGGAGUGGAAGCGCUGCCUCGCUCGCGGCCGCUACGAGCUGCGCGGCAUCCAGAACGUGCUGCAUGUCCGCAAAUAUCGCGCGUUAAACAAGCGCUACGGGUGGUCCUCGCAGCUCUCUCGCACGGAGCUGGAGGCGGUUUGGGCAGGUGACAUGGCGCAGGUGGAGCAGGCACUGCUGGGUCUGUCGAACAAAGACGUCUACGGUUACGCAGAGUCGGCGGAGAGGGAGGACGAGGAAGUGGCGGCCCCGUAA